CGGCGCGCGCUGCGUCCCGGCGCUCGGCUUUCCCUCCGCCGGUCCCGCCCUCCGUCGCGGCGGCGCGGUGUAUCCUGGGAUAGGGAGCGAUCUCCGAGCGAGGCGGCAAGAUGGACGCGGGAUUUUUCCGCGGAACAAGUGCAGAACAGGAUAAUCGGUUCAGCAACAAACAGAAGAAACUACUGAAGCAGCUGAAAUUUGCCGAAUGCCUAGAAAAAAAGGUGGACAUGAGCAAAGUAAAUUUGGAGGUUAUAAAGCCUUGGAUAACAAAAAGAGUAACGGAAAUCCUUGGGUUUGAAGAUGAUGUUGUCAUUGAGUUUAUAUUCAACCAGCUGGAAGUGAAGGCCUGAACCAAAAUGGAAGUUAUUCCUUGCGUCUGAAGUAUAGCACCAUCACCUUAUUAGGUCACAGCAGAGUGAGUGUCCCAAUGUCGCUCUGACCCAACUCCCUUGAUGAUGCAGUGUGUGUUUGGAGAAUCCAGACUCCAAAAUGAUGCAAAUCAACCUGACUGGAUUUUUGAAUGGAAAAAAUGCUCGAGAAUUUAUGGGAGAACUGUGGCCCCUGCUGCUAAGUGCACAAGAAAACAUCGCAGGAAUCCCUUCUGCUUUCCUAGAACUGAAGAAAGAAGAAAUAAAACAAAGACAGAUUGAACAAGAAAAAUUGGCAUCUAUGAAAAAGCAAGAUGAAGACAAAGAUAAAAGGGAUAAGGAAGAAAAAGAAAGCAGCAGAGAAAAAAGGGAGAGGUCUCGUAGCCCAAGAAGACGCAAAUCCAGAUCUCCUUCCCCUAGAAGACGAUCUUCCCCUGUCAGGAGAGAGAGAAAGCGCAGUCAUUCUCGAUCUCCCCGUCACAGAACCAAGAGCCGGAGUCCUUCCCCUGCUCCAGAAAAGAAGGAAAAAACUCCAGAACUCCCAGAACCUUCAGUGAAAGUAAAAGAACCUUCAGUACAAGAGGCUACUUCUACUAGUGACAUUCUGAAAGUUCCCAAACCUGAACCUAUACCAGAGCCUAAAGAACCUUCUCCAGAAAAAAAUUCUAAAAAAGAAAAGGAGAAGGAGAAGGCCCGACCACGAUCUCGGUCACGCUCCAAAUCAAGAUCCCGGACGCGUUCCCGCUCUCCUUCUCACACUCGACCUAGACGGCGCCAUAGAUCCCGAUCAAGAUCGUAUUCACCUAGAAGGCGGCCAAGCCCAAGAAGGCGGCCAUCUCCUCGAAGAAGAACUCCACCAAGAAGAAUGCCUCCUCCACCAAGGCAUAGAAGGAGUAGAUCGCCUGUAAGACGAAGAAGACGUUCUUCAGCAUCCUUGUCUGGGAGUAGCUCAUCAUCCUCUUCAUCUCGUUCACGGUCACCACCAAAGAAGCCUCCCAAGAGGACAUCCAGCCCCCCUCGGAAAACUCGUAGGUUAUCUCCUUCAGCAAGUCCUCCAAGGCGAAGGCACAGGCCAUCACCUCCUGCAACUCCACCACCCAAAACUCGGCAUUCCCCAACACCCCAGCAGUCAAACCGUACAAGAAAAAGUCGUGUUUCUGUGUCUCCAGGGAGAACUUCAGGUAAAGUGACAAAACAUAAAGGUACUGAGAAAAGAGAAUCCCCUUCACCAGCACCGAAGCCUAGAAAAGUAGAGUUAUCUGAAUCGGAAGAAGAUAAAGGUGGCAAAAUGGCUGCAGCAGAUUCUGUGCAGCAGAGACGCCAAUACAGACGACAAAACCAGCAGUCUUCAUCUGACUCUGGCUCCUCCUCCUCCUCAGAAGAUGAACGACCCAAGAGGUCCCAUGUGAAGAAUGGUGAGGUUGGCAGGCGGCGGAGACAUUCCCCUUCCCGGAGUGCUUCUCCAUCACCACGAAAGCGGCAAAAAGAGACUUCCCCUCGGAUGCAGAUGGGAAAGCGAUGGCAAUCGCCAGUGACUAAAAGUGGUAGACGGAGGAGAAGUCCAUCCCCACCACCCACCAGAAGGCGACGGUCUCCUUCUCCCGCCCCUCCUCCUCGACGGCGCAGGACUCCCACACCACCACCACGACGAAGGACUCCUUCUCCUCCCCCACGCCGGCGCUCACCUUCUCCUAGAAGAUACUCUCCUCCAAUACAGAGGAGAUACUCUCCUUCUCCACCUCCAAAGAGAAGAACGGCUUCACCUCCUCCCCCUCCUAAACGAAGAGCAUCACCAUCUCCACCACCAAAGCGGCGGGUCUCCCAUUCUCCACCUCCCAAACAAAGAAGCUCCCCAGUCACCAAGAGACGUUCACCUUCAUUAUCAUCCAAGCAUAGGAAAGGGUCUUCCCCAAGCCGAUCUACCCGGGAGGCCCGAUCACCACAACCAAACAAACGGCAUUCGCCCUCACCACGGCCUCGAGCUCCUCAGACCUCCUCAAGUCCUCCACCUGUUCGAAGAGGAGCGUCAUCAUCACCCCAAAGAAGGCAGUCCCCGUCUCCAAGUACUAGGCCCAUUAGGAGAGUCUCCAGGACUCCGGAACCUAAAAAGAUAAAAAAGGUUGCUUCCCCAAGCCCACAGUCUGUAAGGAGGGUCUCAUCCUCCCGAUCUGUCUCCGGGUCUCCUGAGCCAGCAGCUAAAAAGCCCCCAGCACCUCCAUCCCCUGUCCAGUCUCAGUCACCAUCUACAAACUGGUCACCAGCUGUACCGGUCAAAAAGGCUAAAAGCCCAACACCGAGCCCAUCACCGCCAAGAAAUUCAGAUCAAGAAGGAGGUGGAAAGAAAAAGAAGAAAAAGAAGGACAAGAAACACAAAAAGGAUAAGAAGCACAAGAAGCACAAAAAACACAAGAAGGAAAAGGCUGUGGCUGCAGCUGCUGCAGCUGCUGUGACCCCUGCAGCCGUUGCAGCUGCCACAACCACAUUAGCACAGGAAGAGCCGGUGGCAGUGCCAGAGCCGAAGAAGGAGACUGAAAGUGAAGCUGAAGAUAACCUUGAUGAUUUAGAAAAGCACCUGCGUGAAAAGGCCCUGAGAUCAAUGAGGAAGGCCCAAGUGUCCCCACAGUCUUAGGGGGAAAUGUUUGUUAUGAUGUAAAUUUUAUUUGGUUUGUACGCAGUUCAAUUUCAAAAUUGCUAAAAUGUGUUUGAGCUUUAGACUAUAACAUUUGUUGUAAUAAUUGCUAGGUUGAAGUUCACCAUGUAAAAAAAGGGGGCAUGGAUUUACAUUGCAAAAGGUGUCCACAGUGUAUUAGUGACAUUCUUUCAUUGACAGCUGACAUAAUUCAUUGAGUGAAAUAAUUUAAGCCAAAAAAAAUUCCCUUUUUAAAAAAGGGGGUUUAAAUACUGUUGGCAUUUUUAUGGUUCCUUUAAAUGCCCUGGCUAUUCCUAGAGGGGGUUUUUUGUUUGUUUUUUUGGUUUUGAUCUUCUUUUUGUUUUUCUUUCUUCUUCUUACAUUUUUUUCAUUUGAGUCUUAGCUCCCAUUUAAGUUAUGCUACUGACCUUGUAUGGUCUGUAAGCUUGCCCAGAAAUAAGACCACUGUUUUGAACUACCACAAAAGUAUAAAUGAAUAUUUUAAUGCCACCAUCUUUCCUGUUGCCUGUGGAGUCUGCUGAAAUGAAUCAGGAUUCGAGCUCUAGGAUGAGACAGAAAAUGAAAGCAUGUUGUUUGCCAGGACACUGUGGGUUUAUAUGGAUGUGUAACAAGUUGAUUUGGAACACUGGACUCUCAUUCUGUUCUUCUGGUUUUGUUUUUUUGUUUUGUUUUUUUCUUUUGUAAAGGCAAUGAGCUAGUCCCAGAAAGGAUCCUUCAGUUACAUACAAUUUGUUUAAUGAAAUGUCAUGGCUCUGUUCAUAUCUUUGUCUUGUUCUUCCGAUUGGUAUAUACAAGUUUCAGAGCUCUUGUAUUUGGAAGGCUGGAAGGGCCCAGACUUUGGAAUAGUGUCUUGGUUUCACUGUUUUUGUUUUGAUUUUUUUUUUUGUUUUGAUUUUUUUUUAAACUAAAGCUAUAUAAAGCUUGUGGAUUAAACAGAAUAAAUUUCUAAAUUUAAAAAUUU
Molecule: messenger RNA, 3979 nt
Organism: Cercocebus atys (sooty mangabey)
Lineage: Eukaryota; Metazoa; Chordata; Mammalia; Primates; Cercopithecidae
Gene: SRRM1
Product: serine/arginine repetitive matrix 1
Exons: 19
Coding region: 490-2997 (835 amino acids)
Biological process (GO): mRNA processing; regulation of mRNA splicing, via spliceosome
Cellular component (GO): spliceosomal complex
Molecular function (GO): RNA binding
Source: RefSeq, a predicted model, not a curated record